Molecule: messenger RNA, 408 nt
Organism: Leishmania mexicana MHOM/GT/2001/U1103
Lineage: Eukaryota; Euglenozoa; Kinetoplastea; Trypanosomatida; Trypanosomatidae
Exons: 1
Coding region: 1-408 (135 amino acids)
Source: RefSeq, a predicted model, not a curated record
AUGCGUUUGUCAAGGGUACUGCUGCAAGGUGGUGCGGCGGUUUCGUCGAUUGGCGAGCUCUCUAUUCAUGCAUGCGUCGGUGUUAUUCAGAACCCUAGUCGUGGGGUGCUCCAGGGGGAACCGGAGUGGUCAUGCAAGUUGCUCUUGACGGAGUGCGGCAUCCCGGCGCGGUGGCCUCCAGCACUGCACGCGGUUGCUUCGCAGCAGGUGUUUCAUCUGCGGUGCCGAGGAGUGGCUAUGGCAGGAUACUGCUUCGCAAAUCUGAGAGAGGGGGAGCUUGUCCACGUAGUAUCUAAGCUCGUCCACAGACCUAGGUAUGUGCCUGUUCACGGAACCUACUUCACCACCACUGAGUUGCUAGUAACGGACUCACUAGGCUCGAUUGUAUCGGUCGCUCAACUGGUUUAA